This is a messenger RNA of Coregonus clupeaformis (lake whitefish), 2361 nucleotides long. RefSeq names its product tripartite motif-containing protein 16-like. The record is from RefSeq and is a predicted model, not a curated record. The transcript has 7 exons. NCBI's taxonomy places the organism in Eukaryota, Metazoa, Chordata, Actinopteri, Salmoniformes, Salmonidae. Bases 79 to 2280 code for a protein of 733 amino acids. Gene Ontology annotation, molecular function: protein binding; zinc ion binding.
GGAACAGGAGCGGCUGAGGGAGUUCGUCAGAGAGAGAGAGAGUAAGAGAGGGGAGGAAACUACUGUAGAGAGAGAGACAUGGCAGACACAGAAUCCAAGUCAAAAUCCAAACCAGUCCAGAAACUCUGCUGCACUGUGUGUUCCAGUGUUCUCAAGAAGGACAAGCCCGCUACCUGUGGCCACUCAGUCUGUGCUUCCUGCUUGGGGGAGAAAGGUAAAGGCUGUCCUCAGUGUCUACAGAGCUCUGGCAAGCCUGAAACUGCACCUGUGGAACAGAAUGGAACGAUGAAUGGAAUAGUGGCCGAGUCUCCACCGGUGAUCAAAACCAAAGAGGAAAAGGAAAAGGACAUAGAAGCCCAGGAUUCAAAGACCGCAGGGGAGACAAUGAUACAGGAAGACCUGAAGGAAGCAGAGGACCCUAAAAAACCAGAGGAGUCAAUGAUACAGGAAGACCUGAAGGAAGCAGAGGACCCUAAAAAAACAGAGGAGACAAUGAUACAGGAAGACCUGAAGGAAGCAGAACACCCUAAAAAAACAGAGGAGACAAUGAUACAGGAAGACCUGAAGGAAGCAGAGGACCCUAAAAAAACAGAGGAAGAGAAAAGGAAAGAGGGUGACCCUCCACAGCCUGCAGAGGAAUUGAAAGAGGAUGUGAAGAAUGGGGUGAACGAGAAAUCAAAGGAAGAGAAAUCAAAAGAGGAGAACGCAAAGGAAGAAGAGGUGAAAGUAGAGCCUUUGGGGUCCGAUGAUGUUGUGUGUGACUCGUGUAUGGAGACGAGCCCGUGCAGGGCCCUAAAGUCGUGCCACACCUGCCUUGUGUCCUACUGCGAGGCCCACCUCAGGCCCCACCUGGAGAACCCCAAGUUCCAGAACCACCGUCUGGUGGAGCCGCUGAGGGACAUCGAGAGACGGACCUGUGAGAGCCACAAGUGGCCCCUGGAGCUGUUCUGCUGUGCUGAUGCUGUGUGUGUCUGUCAGGACUGUGUGACAGAAGACCACAGGGGACACAACACUGUGCCUGUGGUAGAGGCGCGCAGAACCAUAGAGAGGGAACUACGAGAUAAACAAACAGAGAUGGUGAAAACAGUGGCAGCAGCAGAGAAUGCCAUCAACCAACUCCAAGUCAACACUGUCUUCUUUGAGAAUUCGGUGACGGAGGUCCGUGAAGUGAUUGACUGCCAGUUUACGGAGCUGCAGGCUGCGGUGGAGCGGGCCAAGAGAGAGGUGACAGAGAUCCUGGAGGGAGAGAAGAAGCAGGCUCUCAGACAGGCCGAGGGGAUCAAGGUACACCUGGAGAAGAAGUGCACUGAGCUGAAGAAGACACAAGAGCAGUUGAAAAAGCUCUCGAAGAACAAGAACGACGUGGACCUCCUACAGGAGUACUCUGAGUGGAAGAAGGACAGCCCUGACAUGACCCUACCUGGGGUCUACAUCGGCCUCAUGGACCAGCUCAACUCCUUCAGCAGAGUGAUUGUUACCUCCACACAGGAGCUGUGUGAGAAGCUGCUGUCCAACUACAUAGAAACACUCAAAGAGAGCUGCAACAAUGACAAGAUUAUAAAAACCACAGUCCAUGAAAUAAUUGCAGACAAACACAUGACUGUGCCAGACCCAAAGACGCGGGAUGACUUCCUAAAGUAUGCCGCUCCUGUGAGUUUUGACGCAGACACAGCCCAUAAGUUCCUGCGUCUGACUGAGGAAAACAGGAAGGUGACCAACACCACACCCUGGCAACAACCGUACCCCAAUGUCCUUGAGCGCUUUGAGAACUGGCGCCAGGUACUGGCCACAGAGAGCUUCUAUGUCGGUCGACACUAUUUCGAGGUGGAAAUGAGUGGUGAGGGCACGCACGUCGGACUCACCUACAAGAGUAUCGAUCGCAAGGGCCCAAAGAACAACAGCUGCAUUACCGGCAAUGACUUCUCAUGGUGUCUACAAUGGAAUGGCCGCAGCUUCUCUGCCUGGCACAGUGAUGUGGAGACCCCUCUGAAAGUGGAGAAGUUCACACGUAUUGGGGUCUAUGUGGACUACAGCUGUGGCCUACUGGCCUUCUAUGGGGUGGAUGAUGGCGUCGGCAUGACCCUCAUCCACAAAUACAAGGCUGAGUUUCUAGAGCCCCUCUACCCAGCCUUCUGGCUGUCAAAGAAGGAGAACGUGGUAAUACUUGUUGGACCUGGGGAGCCACUGACACCGAAAAUCUCCUCUCCCCCUAACUCACCCCCAAACACCGAUGUAGCACCCUCCAGCCGUUUCACAGUGUCUUCUGUUGUUGAUCAGUGAUCAAUGUGUCAGUAGUACAUUUACCAUGUCAAGUCUAAGAAGUUUCAGAAUGCAAGAAGUAAUGGACAAGGAAACACAUUG